This is a messenger RNA of Drechmeria coniospora, 795 nucleotides long. RefSeq names its product DUF408 domain protein. NCBI's taxonomy places the organism in Eukaryota, Fungi, Ascomycota, Sordariomycetes, Hypocreales, Ophiocordycipitaceae. Gene Ontology annotation, molecular function: RNA polymerase core enzyme binding; RNA polymerase II CTD heptapeptide repeat phosphatase activity. Bases 1 to 795 code for a protein of 264 amino acids. The record is from RefSeq and is a predicted model, not a curated record. The transcript has a single exon. Gene Ontology annotation, cellular component: cytoplasm; nucleus.
AUGGACUUUGAAAUUCCAGCUACCCUUAACCCUCCUGGCAGGUCGAAGCCGUCGGCCGUCGAAGCACGCGAGGUUGCCGUCAGGCAUGCCCAGCUGCUCCAGCAUAGAAAAGUCAUUCAGGAAGAGAUCCUCGACAACCUCAUACUGCUCUCCGAGUAUCCUCUCAUUCGCUCCGCCGCUUAUUCCGCAGAGACGCCCGCAUCUUCGGACGCGGCCAGCUUCAAGCGCCUCGUUCGCCUCUUCCAGCCCUCCGACUACAGCGACUUGCUCAUCGAGCGUAACGUCAAUGGUCUGUGCGGUUACACCCUUUGCCCGGAACCCCAUCGCGACACCGGUCCCGGCGGCGAGUGGACCCUGCGCGGGGGUCAGAUUCGCAAGCGAAAGGAUGUCGAGAUGUGGUGCUCAGACAAGUGCGCCCGUCGCGCCAUGUUUGUCCAAGUGCAGCUAAACGAGACGGCUGCGUAUGAGAGAGCGGGUAUUGCCGACAUUCAAAUCGAGUUGUACGAUGACGUCGACGACAGGGAAACAGCCGUUGACCAGGCCACUCGAGCCCUCGGCCAUGUGAACCUCGAGGACCAUCGCAACUCCUUCCGGGCUGCCGAGGCCUUAGCUAUUGAGCGCGGCGAGAGCAUUGCUAUGCCUGGCUCGGACAGGGUCAAGGUUAUCCUUGAAGAACGGGAAACGCAGGCGGCAGCCGUUCCGCCGGCAACGAACGACAGCCAGUUUGGCCACCUCCUGGUGGAAGGACACCUGAGCCAGUUGCCAUUCCGGCCCAAGCCAGAUUCGCAAGCAUAG